Messenger RNA from Rosa chinensis, 3492 nucleotides. RefSeq lists its product as uncharacterized. Lineage: Eukaryota; Viridiplantae; Streptophyta; Magnoliopsida; Rosales; Rosaceae. Bases 148 to 3120 code for a protein of 990 amino acids. The record is from RefSeq and is a predicted model, not a curated record. The transcript has 4 exons.
AUUAACCAUGAAUUCAAACUCCCUUGUGACUUCGUUAGUGUGAACAAUAUAACAACCAAAAACCCAAGCUAGUUUUUCUGGUUCAUGUCUUAACUUUCUCUUUAGCUUUCGAGUCUUAAAUUUCUUCUGGGCCCAUUUUGAGAGAGUAUGGGUGAAACCAAAGGAGAUAACCCCAAUAAGCAGCAACAACAACCACAACAAAUUUCAGCCUCUCCAAAUGACCCCCUUGAAGAAGCAUCUCCAUUAACCGUAGUUGUGACCGGAGCUACUGCUCCCUUUAACAUUCCGGCUCCAUUAUAUGUUCCAAUCAGUGGUGCAACAUCUUCUUCAUUACCCUUUGAUCAACAACAAUUUGAGGCGGUGAAUCCGAAGAGACCUAGAUACACCAGUACCGGCCAAUGGAAGCUUCUACCAUCUCCGUCUUCCCAACAGAAACAUACUCCUACCCAAACCCCGUCCCCGAACCCCAAAACCCAUCCCCAAUCACACACUACUACCGGAGCUUCUUCCUCGGAUACAGCCUCAUCCCCACCUCACUCUCCUCUCCCGUCUCUCUCCGCAACCUCAGGCCAAGACACAACCAAAACAGAAGGAGAAGAACAAAACCCAUCUCUUCACCGCAGUCAAUUCCGAAGAGGCAAGUAUGUCAGCCCGGUUUGGAAGCCCCACGAGAUGUUGUGGCUAGCCAAGGCUUGGAGGGCUAUUUAUCAAAGCCAAGGCUCAGACGGGUCCGGUUCAUCUUCAAGAACGGAACACCACUCAGAUAUCACUGGUCAACCCACCAGAGCCAAAACAAGGGCUGAUAAGGACAAGGAAGUAGCCGAGUUUCUUCAGAAGAAUGGGAUCAACCGAGACGCGAAAACAGCCGGUACAAAAUGGGAUAACAUGCUGGGUGAGUUUAGAAAAGUCUAUGAGUGGGAAAGAGGAGCUGAGAGAGAACAAAUUGGGAACAAGAGUUAUUUUAGGCUUUCUCCUUACGAGAGGAAGCUUCACAGAUUGCCUGCUUCUUUUGAUGAAGAGGUAUUUGAUGAGCUCGCACAGUUUAUGGGGUCCAGAAUGAGGACUCCUCCGAUCAGCAGAACCAGUGAUAGCACACGGACUCAAUCUCUUUAUGUCACCACAAGUACUAUUUUGCCGCCACCACCUUCUUUCAGAGACGACGACCUCCCUCUCUCAGGUAGGGCAAGGCAGCUAAUGAUCAUGAGCGGUGGUGGGGAAGUACCUUUUUACCCCAGUGGAAGAUCGGGGAGCCUGUUAGGGUUUGAUCAUCUUCCUCCCUAUCAUCACCAAUCUUCACUAGACUACGCUGCAGGUGUUUCUUCAUCGACUUCAUCUUUGACGAAGGAGCUUCGUCGAAUUGGGAAGAUUAGGAUGACAUGGGAAGAAUCCGUUAGUUUGUGGGCUGAAGAAGGUGAGCACCACCGUGGGAGGGUCAAGAUUCAAGGCGGCUCCAGCUUCUUGAAUGCGGACGAGCUCGCUUUCUUUGAUGAUUCCAUGGUUGCCUGCACCAUGGAAGCUUUUGAAGAUGGCACUCUUAGAGGUUUCUCUGUUGACCGUUUUGUUUCUGGUCAACAAGUCAAGGUCUUUGGCAGACGAAAGCCAUCCACCCCAGGCUUCACAGAGAAGACCCUUCCCUUUGCCGAAUCCUCUAUAAGAUCAAUGCCUCCAUGGGAAUUUCAAGACCCAAGUGAGUACUACAUUACUUGUCUUCGAGUUCCACCCCCAUCGCUUCCACGCUUAUCCGAGCUUUCAAGCUACUUACUACAGCCACCGCCCGAGGAGCUCCGAUUUCCACUCCGAAAAGACGUUUACCGGGACUUGCCACAGGGGAGAGAGACUUUCUUCACUGCAUCAAAUGAUUCGCUGGAUUGUAGAGCCAUCACGUACGAUAUUGUAAGCCCCAUUAUUCGAAGCAACUAUGGUCUUAGUGCUGCCACCAGUAGAGACUCCUUCAUUGGCCUUUGGGAUGACUGCAUCAAUAGGUUCGUGUCCAAGUUUUCUUGCGUCGACAUGGUCUUCAUUCGAAAGGCUACUUCUUCAAUAUCAAUAACUGAAGCUUUGCAAGAUCAAUGGCCAAAUGUGACAGGGUUCGUGAAAAACUAUUGUUUGUGGAGAGGGGAGGAGAUUGAUCAAGUAAGAGACAGUCACAUUCAUCCUUCCAAAUCAUUAGCGGAGAAACUUCAAUGGACAUAUAAUGAUCUUCCUUACAUUUUCGGGUACUACUCUAUAGGUAAUAUGGUCACAUUUUGUGCGUUAAGUAAAGGAGGACAAGAUCGAAUUAUUGAGACUAAUUUACACACGAUUGAUCUAUCUUUGCCAUCGGAUAGACUCAAAGCCCUAGUCCUUUGUUACAGAGUUGCUGGGUUAUUGCCAUUGCUAGCCGAUAGAUGCUUCAACAUAAACAGUGGGACUACUAGUACUAGCAAUGGGGCCGCUGCAAGUUACAAGUUUAUGUUCGGUCCUUAUAGUGAUUUUGAGAGGGUUGAUUUGGGUAAUGGAAAUAUUGUUGAGUUGACCCCAAAUACAGUGACCAGAUUUUUCUCCAACCAAAGGAAGUGGUUAGCGGUAAAAGAAAUCUACGACUUCCUUGAUCACAGAAUACCCCAUGCAGAGUACAUUCACAGGUCCUCGGAGAAAGACUUGGCCUUGGUUUUCAAGCCAAGAGGGUGCAAGUUCAAGCCAAGAAACUGCGACGAGCUCGUGGAGGCGCUCAAGUACGUGACCAAAGCUCUGGUGGCGCUACACGACUUGUCGUUCAUGCACAGGGACAUAUGCUGGGACAAGGUGAUGAGGAGCACGGAGAGAGACAACGAGUGGCUCCUUUGUGGGUUCGACGAGGCGGUUGGGGCACCACAGUUGAAUCCGUACCAGGUUGCUGCGGCGGAGCGUGGCGAACACGCACCGGAGCUGGAGAGGGCGUUGCAUGGGGUGAAAGUGGACGUGUGGGGUGUGGGUCAUCUGGUGAGGACUUGUGGGUUGGCAGGUGUGCCGAAGAUGCUGAGGGAGCUCCAGAAUCGGUGUUUGGACCAAAACCCAGAGCUUAGGCCAACUGCAGCCGACUGCUACCACCACCUGCUUCAGCUGCAGUCGUCACUGUCAGUUGUCACCGCUAUGAUGUGACUACUGGGUUUUUACAGUUUUACAGGAUUGGGUUGCAUGCUAUCACAUGGCUCUCUAUAAAUGGCCACCCUUUAUUUCUUUCUUGUUUGGGUUUUGUUUUUGUUGGUUUGCUAAUUUGAUACCUUAAAAUGAAAAUGAGAGGGGAGGAUUUGUUGUCAAAGGGAUUUAUUGGUUUAUGGGGAGAAGAAUAGGCGGCGGCUACUGCAGGCUGGUUAAAAGUGACUACUGCUCUCAAAUCAAAGUCAGGCAGAGAGAGUUCGGAAAAUUUGAAAGCUUAGAUGUCGGUUUUGAUUGGAGCAUACGUCUCUCUGCAAGUGUGCUUAGGGCAGUAGGGGAUGGGUGGGUUUGACAAGGACAAGGGGUUUUAAAGUC